UGUAGUUUUUUGGUCUUCUAUCUUUUUACGUCAUUUCUAUUUUCCAUCAACAGAGGCCGAUAAGCAGCAGAAGAUAUCUUCAAGAAAUCAAUCUGAGAUACCGGGUGUGAAAUGUCAUACGUGUUCGUGAGCGACUCUCUUCAGGCCACGGUGCCGCUGCUGCAGGCCUGUGUGGACGGGGAUCUGGCUCUCAGCAAGCGGCUCCUGGAGUCCGGGGUCGACCCCAACACGCGGGACUGCCGGGGCCGGACCGGGCUUCACCUCGCCGCGGCCCGGGGGAACGUGGAGAUCUGCUGUUUACUGCACAAGUACGGCGCGGAUCUGCUGGCCACCGACUCGCAGGGCAACACGGCACUGCACAUGUGUGGGCAUGUGGACACCAUCCAGUUCCUCGUGUCCAACGGACUCAAGAUUGACAUCUGUAAUCACAACGGAGCGACUCCGCUGGUUCUGGCCAAGAGACGCGGCGUGAACAAGGACUCGCUUCGCCUGCUGGAGGGCCUGGAGGAGCAGGAGGUGAAGGGCUUCAACCGCAGCUCGCACGCCAGCCUGGAGAAGAUGCACAUGGCGGACAGUGAGAGUGCCAUGGAGAGCCACUCUCUGCUGAACCCGCACCUGCACUACAGCGACGGCGUGUUGUCCAGCUUCCGCACCACAUGGCAGGAGUUCGUGGAGGAUCUGGGCUUCUGGCGCGUGCUCCUCCUGCUGCUCGUCAUCGCUCUGCUCUCGCUCGGCAUCGCGUAUUACGUCAGCGGAGUCUUACCCUUCGCAUCCAACCAGCUGGAGCUCGUGCACUGAAGCCUCUUCAAAACUAUCAUUCCUAAAAUCUCUCAUAGUUGAGGAUUGUGUAUAACCACGCUUCAGACUGCGACCUUACAUUCUCUCUCUGUGUGUGUGUAUAUUAAUGUAAAUAGACCUUAUCAUGUGCUAAAAAAAAAAUGUCUUUUGUGUUUGGAAACCAUAUGAAAAUUGACCAUGAUUUUACUGGGGCUUGUGCACUGAGACGCAUCAAAGCUCAUUAAAACAUGGACUCUUAAAGUCCCCCUGUGGUGAAAUCCAGCUUUUAAUGUUGUUUAUGUGUGUAUGUGGUGUUUUUAAUACGCUUUAACACACACCAUGUGUAAGUUCAUAGGUCGACAGCAUUGCUGAGUAUUUGAACCAAAGACAGUCUCAAAAACACGGUUUGAAAUCGCUGGUGUUUCUGACGUCACAAACGACCUUGUAACCAAUCAGAUCAACGUGUGAUCGUCAACCAGUGGAUCUCUGAGAGAGUGGAGGCGGGACGCAUAUUAAAUGAGACAAGGGUGUCAAGUUACAUUCAAGAUAUUUUAUGGGAUGAAGACAUUUUUUUCUUCAAGGAAAAAUAUUUACAUUUGUAAUUUUGGAGAUGAUCGACUCAAGCGAGACUCUAAAAUCUCUCAUUAUCUGAUGAUUGUUUCUAGAGGAGCUGAUUGCGUAUAACCACGCUUCAAACUACAACCAUACAUUCUUUCUGUCGCUUAAUUUUCCUUUGGUGUAUAUUAAUGUAAAUAGACCUUUUAUGUGCUAAAAAUGUCAUUUCUUGUGUUUCUUUGGAAACCCAUAUGAAAGUUAACCAUGAUUUUACUAUAAAUAAAACCAGCGAGUCUUUAAAGUCUUAAUUUGCCCCUGUUAAAAUCAGAGCAGAAUGUCUUACAUUUAUAAACUCAUGGCAUUAAAUGUUGAACACAUUGCAAAAAAUGUAAGUAAUUGUAAAAUUAAGUCUUUAAAAAUGUGAGUUUAUGCUUAAAGAAGAACAAAUAUCUGUCAAAACUUCUAAAUUAGGCUGAUUUUCCGGAGCCUGACUGCAGAUGUUUGUAUUUGUUUUAGUCAUUAACCUCAUUUUGAUUAACUUUCAGAACAAAAUACUUCAUAUUUAAUGUCAUUUUACAUCUAUAAAUGUAUCUUGAUUUAAGAAUCUUUAGAUAUUUGUACUGGAAAACGAGAAAUACCGAAAUACUUUUUUGAAGUUUGAACAGAAGGUGCUGUAAACAAUAUUUCCAUAUUCUUGUGUUUCUGAGUGAAACGAUUCAAGCUGCUUCUUUUAGUAAAUGAAUUAAAAAUUAACAGAUGUCAAACAAUGAAGUGUUUCUCCUUAAACAUUUACAUUUGGAGAACAUGUUGAUGUAUUGUGUUCCCUCCAAUUUAUUUCUUACAUUUUCGUUACUUGGUCUUACCUUCAUAAAAUCUACAGAAACUCUGAAACUAAAAGAAA
This is a messenger RNA of Pimephales promelas (fathead minnow), 2233 nucleotides long. RefSeq names its product ankyrin repeat domain 46a (gene ankrd46a). The record is from RefSeq and is a predicted model, not a curated record. Gene Ontology annotation, molecular function: protein binding. Lineage: Eukaryota; Metazoa; Chordata; Actinopteri; Cypriniformes; Leuciscidae.